AUGUCCCUCAGUGCGGCGCACAACGCCGCGAUAGCGCGCGCCACGGCGCCCGGGUUCGCCGGCCUCGCCCUCCUCGAGCCUCUGGAACGGGGGCAACACCUGGCAGUGUUCGACUCGAGCUUCAACCCGCCCCAUCGCGCGCAUUUCGGGCUGGGCGUGAGCGAGUUCCCCCCGCCGGCCACUGUCCCCUCCUCCACCUCGCCCACCCCUUCACCAGGCGACGUGCCCAACCCCGGCCCAUACACCGCCCGCCUCCUCCUCUUCUCCACGCGCAACGCCGACAAGUCGCCCGCAGGCGACACGGCCCACCGCGUCGGCCUCAUGCAGGCGCAAGCGCGCGCCAUGGCGGCCGCGACGCGCCUGCCCGUGUCCGUCGGCCUGAUCUCGGCGCCGACGUUCGUCGACAAGUCGGCCGCGCUGCUGCAGCACGCUCAGCAUGUCACCUUCCUCGUGGGCACCGACACGCUGCUGCGGAUAUUCGACGACAAGUAUUAUCCUGCCCCUGGAGGGAUGAGCGCUGCCCUGGAGAAGCUCUUCGCGCGCUGCUGGUUCGUGUGUGCCCUCCGCGACGGGUACAGUCGCGAAGGCCGCGCUCAGGCCGACGCCCUCUUCGCGCGCGACGACGUCGCGCACUACGUCGCGCUCGGGAAGAUACGUACCCUGCCCCCCAUACCUGGCGCCGAAGCCGUCAGCUCGACCGACGUGCGGAGUAUCGUGCGUGAGGGGCGCGGGCGUGACGCGCUGGAAGAACUCGUCGUGCCAGAGGUCGCGGAGUACAUCCUCGCAAAUAGGUUGUAUACGUAG
Vanrija pseudolonga is the source of this 804-nucleotide messenger RNA. It is a transcript of the gene SPAC694.03, whose product is annotated as Putative nicotinamide mononucleotide adenylyltransferase. The transcript has a single exon. The coding region runs from base 1 to 804 and encodes 267 amino acids. The record is from RefSeq and is a predicted model, not a curated record. Gene Ontology annotation, cellular component: cytoplasm; nucleus. NCBI's taxonomy places the organism in Eukaryota, Fungi, Basidiomycota, Tremellomycetes, Trichosporonales, Trichosporonaceae. Gene Ontology annotation, molecular function: nicotinamide-nucleotide adenylyltransferase activity; ATP hydrolysis activity.